CAAAUAUUGAUUUAAUGUGCGAAAACGACUCGAAAGUGAUAUACAUUUCACUCUUGUCAAAAUUAAGGAACGGAUGGUUGACCUCACGCUUUUGUUGUGUCCAAUAUUGUGAGAAAACGUAGCGGCGAUUCGUACCGAAGGUCAUGCCUCGCAUUUUCGAGGUUUUAGUCAUAAUUGUCGUGAAUUUAGUACAAUUCUAUUCUAUUUUCGACAUAUACUAUACAUCCCCACUUACACAUGGUAUGAAUAUCAUCCCGUUGAAUAUUAGUGCUCCAACGACUCACGUCAUCUUCAUGGUUUCCGAUGGGCUUCGAGCAGACAAAAUAUUCAGUCAAGAUAUGAAAUAUACUCCCUUUUUAAGGUAAUUUAGCGGUUAUAUUAAAAUUAAAACUUGGUUUUGGAUUCGCCCUCUAGUCGUUUAACGUUCUUCCUUAUUAAUAAGGAAUUUUCUUUGCCUCGAGGUUAUCGGUAUUCUUGGUCAGUAUAUGAACUAUGGGCCAAGAAGUAACCAAAUAGUUGAAGAAACGAGUUAACAUCGGUGGGCUGAGUUAUUAAUUAAGCUUAAUAAGGUGUAGCCUGUGAAUUGAUGCACGGCUGUAGCUAACUUUAAACACAAAACCUGUUUCUUAAACCCAUAAUUUGGAACCGAUUCGGGAAUCUUAACUAAAUGGACUAUUAUAACCCAUAUAGAUCCGAGUUACUCUUUAAUUCUGUGAAAUUGUUGUCAUGUUUAGAUUCAGGGAACCCAAAUUUAUUUGCACUCACCUGCUCCUGCUUUUCAGUUGCAUUCAUGGAUCCGUAAUAAUCCAUAAAAGUAGCUCAUCCUUCCGACAUUCGUUUUUGAAAUAGUCUUAAAAUCAUUAUAUCAACAGAAAGUCAUUCAUUUGUGCAUUUUUCAUCCAAAAGUCGCUUUUAAAACCUCUUGGUCUCUACGAUUUUCAUUUAGUUUGGGUUGAAGCUAUUGCUUACUGUCAAGAGAGAAUAUAUUGCUAAGAGUCACUUGGAUUUUAAGAUCCACUUUUCACUUUCAACACAAACUGUUUACCAAGGUUGUUGAAUCUUCCGAGCGUUGAAUUUUUAAGAUGUUCACAAAUCACUAUUAAUUAAUUACUUCAUCUGUGUUAUUUUCGAAGCAUCAAUUCUACAUAUUUGUUGAAAUUGUCUAUCAGUUACCAUUAACAGGGUUUGUCGUUUUUUGUUGUUAUUUAUCCUGAAAUAUUUCUUUCGCUCGGGAAAUUUCAUGAAUAUAUAAGGAUCUUGCGGAUGAAAAUAUCAAUACCGGUAUCGCGUGAACAUGCGAAAUCAGAUAACUACGAUACCUUCUCUUUUAUUUAUAACAGUAGAAAUCUUAUCACUACGUAUAUUUUUGGCCGUACUAAAACAAUAUUCUUACGAAAUGUUCUACUUAUUUCUUUCCAAGAAUUUUUAUAUUUUCCAGUUUUUGGUCAUUUAUGCAAAAGGGUCCCGCCUUUACCACUUAAUAAUGCUUAUUGUUUAUCAACAUACAUCAAAUUGAAGACGUAAGUUUGAUUUGACUAAAAUCUCAUAAAAGGUGCUUAUGUAUUAUUCAUGUGCUGUACUUAUUUUAUGGUCUGCUGUAUCAUAGAACUAUCAAACUAUUUAUGAUAUUGUCUCUAUAAAACACAGCAACUAAAAUUUAACGAAGCAUCUUGAGUCUAAUGCUGAAGGAAAUACAUUCAGAUUUCCAUGUUCUGUAAUACUAUUCGGAUCGCCUUUUACACACUAUAGGGUCACUAGAAUGCACAGGUAUUCACUUUAGUUACGAUGUUCUUUUUUGGAUAUUUGUCUAUACAGAGAUGUCCUCCUACACCGUGGUUUAUGGGGUGUUUCGCAUACAAGAGUCCCUACCGAGUCAAGACCCGCACACGUGGCUAUGUUGGGAGGAUUCAACGAAGAUGUGGCUUCUAUAACUAAAGGAUGGAAAGUGAAUCCUGUGGAAUUCGAUUCUGUACUAAACCGUUCUUUUCUGGCUUGGAUAUGGGGUUACAAGGAAGUUGUCAUGUCAUUUGUUCCUCCCUCUACAAAUCAUAUUAAAGCGACUCCUUGUCCUGAUGAAUUAAGUGACCUGGCUAAAACAAAUCCUACUGAAAUCGAUCGAUGGGUUGUCAAUCAGUUUCUGGAUUUCAUUGAUCAUUCGGGUGAUUUUUUUGAUAACCUUAAUACAACGUCUAGCGAUUACCGUCAAGGUCGAAUGAUAUUCCUACACUUGGAUGCAGCUGAUAUGGUUGGUCAUUCUUUUAAACCUGAUUCACGUGAAUACACUGAAGUUCUUCGUAAUUUGGACAAUGUAGUCUUUCAAGUUUAUCACAAGCUAACUGAAAAGUCUCGUGGAACUGAUUCACGUAUUGCCUAUAUCUUUACUUCUGAUCAUGGAAUGACUGAAUGGGGAAGUCAUGGGUCCGGUUCUUUUCAUGAAACAGUAACACCCUUGUUAAUUUGGGGCUCUGGUAUCGUUGGUCCAGUGGAAAUAGAAACAGGUGUGAACAAUCUAUUGGGGGAUAAAAUAGACAUGUAUGGUUUACCACUGCAUAAUUAUGGACGUCUUCGACGUGAAAUUCAGCAGGCUGAUUUAUGCCCAUUAAUGGCUAGUCUUUUGGGUGUCCCAAUCCCAGUCAAUUCUAUAGGUCAAGUUCCUGUUGAAUUUUUGAAGAUUCCUGAAUAUGAUAAAGUGAAGUUAACACGAGCGAACUGGCUUCAAAUAUAUGGGCAACUUAAGAUUAAGUACGCUGAAAAAAAGAAAUCUCACUUCAGUAUUUUGUUCCGAGAAUUCCCAUCUUUAAAAAUGUCAGAUAUUAAUAAUAUGGAAAAUGUUUGUGAAUCACUUAUUUCUUCUGGAAAGUAUCAUGAAGCAAUUCAAGAGUACAAACACCUAACUAGUUUGGCUUUAAACGGACUGAACUAUUAUCAUAAAUAUGAUAGAUUAUACUUAGGAUUUUGUGUAUCAUCAACAUUCUUCUUAUGGAGUCUAGUGAUAAUUUGUCGUUUAUUUGAUCGAAGCGAUAAUGUAGAGUGUACAAACCAUGAAAGUUAUUUAAAUAGUUUCUGUUGGACAUUGAUUAAUUGUAUUGUGAUUGGAUUCGGUCUAUUAGUUUUGACUUUUGCUAAUUCUUGGUCAUUUGGACCUACUGUAUAUCAACUGGUUCCACUUAUUCUAGUAUUAUCAUUAAACUAUUCAACAACUCGACGAAAACAACUAUUAACCUUGAUUAAUUAUAUAUGGAAUGGAUUGUUCUCGACAAACUAUGAAGUUCCAUCUCUUUAUACUGUUUGUUCAAUUACAUUUGCUUCUAUUUGUUUGCUUGAAUUGCUUAUCUGGGGCUUUUUUCAUCGUUAUCUACUAUCUUUGGCAUGUUUAUUGUUUGCCCUGUGGCCUUACAUAGAUCAGUCGUUUAGACCACAUGAAAAGUUAAUUCUUUCUUUGUGGCACAUUUCGUGUUGUGGUUUGGCUAUAUUUCCUCUAUUACCUGCCAUUGGAUCAAAUAUGUGUCCAACAAUUGUAUUUAUAACUGGUCUUAUUCUUACACCAAUAUCAAUUAUUUCCUUUCGGUUUGUAUCAAAUUCCCAAAAUCAUCUUUUUAUAUGGCUUGGUUAUUUGUUCGGUUUUGUAAUUUGUCUUUCAAGUUUUGCUGUUUAUGCAAUGAGUUUCUCAGUGAUACGUACGGGGAUAUUGAAGAUUAUUAUUCACAUAUUUAGUUGGUCUGUGAUUAUACUUCUACCGUUGUCAGUGAUCCUUCUAGUUCCAACACGUCUUGGACCUCGAAUGAUUGGAUGGACAAUCGUUUAUGUUGUUCCACUUUUACUAAUGAGCACUUAUUAUGAAGUUUCAUUCUUUGCUGUAUUCGCUGUAGUCACCUACUUAUGGUUUUAUAUAGAAACGAAACCACUAACAUUAAUUCUAAAGGAUAAUAUCAGGGUUUGGGAUCUUGGGACAUCGAUUGACGACAGCAUUCAUUUAGCUAUUCAGAUUCAAUAUCCGUACAGUGAAAAUCCGUUAAACCUGAAGAGAUUUCGUCAAUCACUUUUCUUCAUAUUUCUUUUGAUAAUUGGAUUUUUUGGUACCGGGAAUAUUGCUAGUAUAAACAGUUUUGACCCACGUUCAACCUUUUGCUUCACGACAAUAUUAAAUCCUGCCCUGAUGGCCAUUCUUUUGUUAAUUAAGGUAAUGUGUCCUAUGCUCUUUUUGGGUGUGAUCUAUGCUGCUAUCCAGUUACAUAAUGGCAAUCCAGACAAUUACUCGUCGUCUAUCAACAGUCAAAGAUCGAAAAGAGGAUAUCACUCUAUUUUGGCGCAAACUGGUGUGACUGCAGUAUUAUCUAACCUAAUAGCUAUCCACUUCUUUGUUUGGUUGAAAGACGAAGGUAGUUGGUUGGAUAUAGGGACUAGCAUUAGUCAUUACGUCAUCGCUAUGUCUAUUAGUUUAGCUGGAUUUCUUUUUACAUUAUUGGGAAGGGAAAUGUUAAGUUUUUCAGUGAAUUCUAACAUAAAUCAAAAGCUGUUGAAAGUAUCUAAUAAACAUGUAUAAUAACUAUCUUUCUGAUUAUAUGUUGUUAUUAUUAUCCUUUGAAAAGUAUUGGACUUUGAUUA
Messenger RNA from Schistosoma rodhaini, 4605 nucleotides. Lineage: Eukaryota; Metazoa; Platyhelminthes; Trematoda; Strigeidida; Schistosomatidae. The record is from the annotation of a GenBank genome assembly.